Ostrinia furnacalis (Asian corn borer) is the source of this 2022-nucleotide messenger RNA. Its product is annotated as peroxisomal leader peptide-processing protease. Gene Ontology annotation, cellular component: peroxisome. Gene Ontology annotation, biological process: protein processing; regulation of fatty acid beta-oxidation. The record is from RefSeq and is a predicted model, not a curated record. NCBI's taxonomy places the organism in Eukaryota, Metazoa, Arthropoda, Insecta, Lepidoptera, Crambidae. The transcript has 12 exons. The coding region runs from base 238 to 1821 and encodes 527 amino acids. Gene Ontology annotation, molecular function: serine-type endopeptidase activity.
UAGGAUACACACAGCUCAACAACAAGACAAUGAAGUAGCUAAACUAAACAAGUGAUAACUUUAGAAUGAGUUUAAUUAAUAAUAAAGUAUUUAUAUUACAAAAUGGUGUUGUGAGGAUUUGUGUUGUGAUUUUUGACUAAAAUUAAGUGAAGUGAUAGGCUAUCCACGUCAAUAGGAAAAAUUGAGACUGAUAUAACCUCAAACGUAGACAUAAACAAAUAAGACCAAAGAUAAAACAUGUCGGUCGAAGGCGUAAUGGUAUCUUACAACUACUCCGAAGACGAGGAGCACGCGAACAUUCUCACAGUCUCCGCAUCAGGCAUCAGGUUCUCCAAGCGCUGGGUCCUCACCCACGGGUCCAUCCUCUCGCCUCUACAGCAGGCCAGCAUCAUACAGAAGACCAAAGGGAAACCGAUUCUGAAUGAGGAGUUCUACAACAACCUGCCAGAAAUCUACGUCACGUGUGAGAAAAGGACGAAUAGCAGUGGCCUGUACGGAGGAGUCGAGAGGCUGAGCAGAGAGAGGAACUUGGACAAUGAUGUCGACUUCGAACACAGCAGUUAUAAUAUGCGAGUGCUGACUGGCAGGAUAUGCCACGUCUGGCAGUGCCCUAUCCUGGACAGGUGUGUGGACGAAAUCCUGUACUCCUGGACCAUCGGCCACAGGGACGGGGACGUAGAGAAGCAGACGCAGCUUGGGAAGGCUCUGCUAUCAGUCUUCGUGCUGGUUGACCUCGAGAGCGAUGACAGAGCUCUGAAAACGCUAAGGCCUCUAUCAGAGUUACUGGAUAUGGUGCGGCCGCCUCCAGAGCGGGGGUCAUCGGUGGAGGUUCACUCUACACCUUUCGGUUGUGAGGUAUUUCUAAACGCGGUAACGAGGGGCUCCAUCUGUGGUAUUGUGGGUAAGAAGCCUUCGCUUCUGCUCACCGACGCGGGAACAGCGCUGGGCUCUGAAGGCGGGCCUAUCUUUACUGAAGGGCCUACCAAGGAGCUGAUCGGCUGCAUAGUAUGCAGCGUAUCAUGGUGGCGUGGCGAGUGGGUGGGACUGACGCUGGCCGCGCCGCUGGUGUCCGUGCUGUCUGCCAAGCUGAGGGUCCCGCCGCCGAAGGUCAUGAGGGCGCUGCCCUCGCAUCCACACGCUGAGAUACUUGAGCGUAUCGACAGCACGACGGUCCUGGUGAGGUGCGGCGGGGAGUGGGGCGCGGGGGUGUACGUGGGCUCCGGGUUCGUCCUCACCUGCGCACACGUCGUUAAGAAAUACGCAAGUAACAAAGUGUCCCUCUACUGCCGCGGCGUGAAGGAGACGGCAAUAGUCCGGUACAAGACGACAGACGACAAGGCUUAUGACCUGGCGCUGCUCUACACCAACCCACAGCAUUGGGGCCACCUCACACCAGCUGUGUUUGCUGACGAUGCUGUGGAAAAAGGGGAGUCGGUGCUCGCAGCAGGCUACCCUUACUACAACGAGGGCAACCUCGACGACCUGAAGCCCACGGUGACGUCAGGCCACGUCAACAACGUGUCUCCUUCCAUGCUGCAGACCUCGUGCUGCAUACAGUCUGGCUUCAGUGGGGGGCCCAUAUACCGGCUGACCAAGAGCAGGUCCCUGAUAGAGGUCCUCGGCAUCAUCGUCAGUAACACCAGAACGCAGACAGGAGCCUGCUACCCGUACAUCAACAUGGCUGUACCAGCCAAAGCUUUCAAGAGUUUACUUCAUAACUUCUCCUUAGAUAAAGAUAUCUCCAAGCUGCGGUCGCUGGAUAACAAUAAAGAGAUAGUCCAGUCACAAUGGAGGCUCCUGCCGUAUAGGUCGAAGAUCUAGCUCAUAAUCUUCUUCAGGAUCUAUACUAAUAUUAUAAAUGCGAAAGUAACUGCCUUUAUGUCUGUCUGUCUGUCUGUCUGUCUGUCUGUCUCUCUUUCACGCCUAAACCACUGAACCGAUUUUGAUCAAAUUUGGCAUAGAGAUAGUUUGAGCCCCGAGAAAGGACAUAGGAUAGUUUUUAUCCUGGUUUUUGAAACAGGG